CUGGCAAAUACUAAUAUCGCCCCCUAUACUAGAAGCGCAGCUGUAUUAUAUUAUCUUACUAAGUAUAUUACUAAGAAGAAGCAAAAUAUAAGCUUCUUUAAUAAUUUCUUAGACAAGAUAAUUCUUACCCUAAAUAUAGUAAAUCCCCUUUUAUUAACAGUGAUAAAGCUAAUAAACCGCACUAUAAUUAAGUAA
This is a messenger RNA of Paecilomyces variotii, 195 nucleotides long. RefSeq lists its product as hypothetical. The record is from RefSeq and is a predicted model, not a curated record. NCBI's taxonomy places the organism in Eukaryota, Fungi, Ascomycota, Eurotiomycetes, Eurotiales, Thermoascaceae. The transcript has a single exon. The annotation marks the transcript as partial.